Messenger RNA from Staurois parvus, 543 nucleotides. NCBI's taxonomy places the organism in Eukaryota, Metazoa, Chordata, Amphibia, Anura, Ranidae. The record is from the annotation of a GenBank genome assembly.
AUCAGUGCCCUGAUGAUCGAUCCCAGCAGUGCCACCCGCAAGAUCCGCCCACCUGUGCCCAGCAGUGUGCCCACUAGCUCCGCCCACCUGUGCCCAGCAGAUCACCCACCUGUGCCCAGCAGUGCACCCACCUGUGUCCAGCAGUGCACCCACCUGUGCCACCUCUGCAGUGUCACACACCUGUGCCCAGAAGUGCCACCUACCUGUGCCCAGCAGUGCCACCCACCUGUGCCCACCCACCAGUGCUGCCCACCAGUGCCACCCACCAGUGCAGCCCAGCAGUGCUGCCCACCAGUGCCACCAGUCAGUGCCCAGCAGUUGUGCCAGUCAGUGUCCAGCAGUGAUGGCAGUCCAGUGCCAUCUAUCAGUACCCAUUAUCAGUGUCACCUAUCAGUGCCGCCUAUCAGUGCUGCAUAUUAGUGCCGCCUAUCCGUUGACACCUCAUUAGUGCUGUCUAUCAGUGCCCUUUAGUGCUGCCUAUCAGUGCCCAUCAGUGCUGCCUCAUCAACGCACAUCAGUGAAGGAGAAAAAUUACCUGUUUGA